This is a messenger RNA of Microtus ochrogaster (prairie vole), 2787 nucleotides long. It is a transcript of the gene Grwd1, whose product is annotated as glutamate rich WD repeat containing 1. Gene Ontology annotation, biological process: ribosome biogenesis. Lineage: Eukaryota; Metazoa; Chordata; Mammalia; Rodentia; Cricetidae. Gene Ontology annotation, molecular function: protein binding. The record is from RefSeq and is a predicted model, not a curated record. Gene Ontology annotation, cellular component: nucleolus.
UCUAGCAUUCAUAAAACCACGAGUUCAGUCCCCAGGAGAUGGGGGAAAGCACAAUCAAGGCCCAGGAAGUGGCAAGAGACCCGAGGAGAGAGGGGUGGAGAGGGGGUGGGGAAGAGACGCCCCAAAGAGUAGCGGAAAAGAUAAGGGAUGCAAAAGUUAGGACCAAUCUAGAUGCCUGUUCCCAAGGCUACUGGCAAGAAUGGUUUGCUUGGUUAUCUUAUGUAAACGAAGAGUGGCCAACCCACGUCUUGAAUACCCUUAAUCUCCCCAGUGAGAAUCUAUUCCUAUUUCAUUAUGCCAAUUAACCAAAACGCGGGUGCACAAGGGUGGAUAAAGAGAGCUGACACAGUUGUAGCUGCGGCCUCAAGAGAGACUUUCUGAUUAAGUGCCUGCUGACCAGUGCUGCCAUGGGAAUUGCUGUUUGGGAAAUGGACCGCCCCAGAGGAUAGAUUCAAUCUACUAACUUAUACAUAAUAUCCAACCUGUCUACCCUAAAGCAUUUUUGAAACAAUUUAAAGCCAUCAUAACAAGGAAAGGAGAAGAAACCGUCCUUAUAGGUCCUCGGGGAACAGAAGCCCAGUCUCUUUGCCAGCAAGCGCUUGUUUGCAUACAUGAAUAGUUAACUAACUGGAAAGACAGCCCCGGGAAUGAAAGGUGGAAGUGGAGAGGUACUCGGAAGUCAAGGACUCCCGUGGAACGACGACUCCCAGAAGGCCUUGUCACUGCUGCGGAAGAACUCCCCAAGGUCACGCGAAAGACGCGACUGGGGCUAAUCUGUCUUUUCUCACUAGCCCCUUACCUGGGGCUUCCAACGCUCUGCGCACCACCUACUUAUUACUGGCUCUCAGGUUUCCAAGGUAACAGUGCAGUGGGACGGUCUUAGACCGGAAAAAAAAAAGAGAAACCCGGAAGUGACGUCCUUACUUCGCGUCGGGGCGAGAAAGUUCGAAAAUGGCGGCGCGCAAGGGACGGAGGCGCACAUGUGAAACUGGGGAACCCAUGGAGGCUGAGUCCUGCGAUCCAGCAUCCGAAAGCCCAUCCCAGGUCUACCUGCCCGGCAAGGGACCGCCAUUAGGAGAAGGGGAGGAGCUGGUGAUGGACGAGGAGGCCUACGUGCUGUACCAUCGUGCGCAAACUGGCGCCCCUUGUCUCAGCUUUGACAUAGUCCGAGAUCACCUGGGUGACAACCGGACAGAACUCCCGCUCACUCUCUUCUUGUGUGCGGGAACCCAGGCUGACAGCGCCCAGAACAAUAGACUGAUGAUGCUUCGGAUGCACAAUCUCCAUGGGACCAAGCCGCCACCCUCAGAGGGCAGUGAUGAUGAUGAAGAGGAAGAUGAAGAGGAUGAAGAGGAGCGGAAACCUCAGCUGGACCUGGCCAUGGUUCCUCACUAUGGUGGCAUCAACCGAGUUCGGGUAUCCUGGCUGGGAGAGGAGCCUGUGGCUGGAGUAUGGUCAGAGAAGGGCCAGGUAGAAGUGUUUGCACUGAGGCGGCUCCUACAGGUGGUAGAUGACCCCCAGGCCCUGGCCAUUUUCCUCCGGGAAGAACAGGCCCGCAUAAAGCCCAUCUUCUCCUUUGCUGGCCACAUGGGUGAGGGCUUUGCUCUUGACUGGUCCCCUCGAGUGCCUGGCCGCUUGGUGACUGGUGACUGUCAGAAGAACAUCCACCUCUGGACACCCACGGAUGGUGGCUCCUGGCAUGUGGACCAGAGACCAUUUGUGGGCCACACACGCUCCGUGGAGGAUCUGCAGUGGUCACCAACUGAGGACACGGUGUUUGCCUCCUGCUCAGCUGAUGCCUCCAUUCGCAUCUGGGACAUCCGAGCAGCCCCAGGCAAGGCCUGCAUGCUCACCACGGCCACUGCCCAUGAUGGGGAUGUCAAUGUCAUCAGCUGGAGCCGCAAGGAACCCUUCCUGCUCAGCGGUGGGGAUGACGGCGUCCUCAAAGUCUGGGACCUACGGCAGUUUAAGUCUGGCUCCCCUGUGGCCACCUUCAAGCAGCACAUGGCCCCUGUGACCUCUGUCGAGUGGCACCCUCAGGACAGUGGGGUUUUCGCAGCCUCUGGCGCUGACAACCAGAUCACACAGUGGGACCUGGCGGUUGAGCGGGACCCAGAGGCAGGGGAGGCAGAAGCAGACCCUGGGCUGGCAGCACUCCCCCAACAGUUGCUGUUCGUGCACCAAGGGGAGACCGACCUGAAAGAGCUGCACUGGCACCCGCAGUGCCCAGGGGUCCUGAUCAGCACUGCCCUGUCAGGCUUCACCGUCUUCCGCACCAUCAGCGUCUAAGGUGGCCAGCACUUGCCUCACACCCUGGCUCUUCAUGGGAACUGGAUUGGCUAACCUGGCAGGGAUCAUUAGGUCUGCAAACUGCACCCCAGAAAGGAAGACUCGUUCAACUGGCCUGUGUGGAACAGAAGUAAUGGAUUCUGCUGCCCUGGUGUCUGGAUGUGGAUUGGCCCUGGUUCAUACACUUAGACCAAAGACCUUGCCCAUCCCAGAUGUGGCCUCUCUAUAAGAUUUCUGUCCGUAUUGACUCUUGGCUUGACACUUAGACCUCUGCCCCAGGAACAAGUUCUGGCUGGUGAUGGACUCUGGGGACUUGAAGGGCUUUGCCAUGCUGGGCUGAGUCUGGGUCUGGGUGCUCCAGUGGAAUUUAGUUUUCGCUUUGCUUUCUGGCCAGCUAGGUUCCGCUGAGAUCCCAGCUGGGGACUCGGGUCCCUCACUGUGCUGACCACUAUUGUAGUGGAGGGAGGUCUGGGCUUCUGCUGCAGUAAAAGACAGUAA